Messenger RNA from Naumovozyma castellii, 2121 nucleotides. It is a transcript of the gene TRS85, whose product is annotated as Trs85p. The transcript has a single exon. NCBI's taxonomy places the organism in Eukaryota, Fungi, Ascomycota, Saccharomycetes, Saccharomycetales, Saccharomycetaceae. The record is from RefSeq and is a predicted model, not a curated record. Bases 1 to 2121 code for a protein of 706 amino acids.
AUGAACUUUUCUUAUGAACAUUAUAUGAAUCUGCUCUUCCAUUUGGAUUAUGGCAAGGAAACCGUUCCAUCUGAAAUAGCCAAGAGGAUUGUCUCCAAUGCUAUAUCUCCAGUUAUUGCAGUUACAUCCACCUCAGAAUUGGAUCAUCAUAUAUUAGAAACAUAUAAUAUAGAUUCCCUUUAUAUGCUCUUAAGAUUCUUCAGUGGAUGUGUCUCUGAUAGAGAUCAAGCAAAUGAACUGGAAAAGUCUCAAAAAGAUAAAAUCUCAUCAAACAACACGUUAACAUUACCAACAACUUCACCACUACCUAAGGUUAGAACAAGAGGUAGAAGUAGAUCAAAUAGUUUAUUCCAGAGGGACUCAACCCAAUCACAAUAUAUAAGGUUCACCAAACCAUUAGGUGAUGUCAUAGCUACCAAAAAUGCUAAUGAUAUGUUAUUUGAUUACCAUUCAUUAGAGAUUUAUUUACAGAAUUACCUAGAUUUGAUUCAAAAAAAUACCGAUGAUAACACUCCAUACGAAUUAUUGAAGAAGUCCAUAUAUCAUAGUUUUUUCUCAUUGGCAAUUUCAUCGACCACUAUACUGUCACCUUAUGAAUGCUUCAAUCAUCCCGUGGUCUCGCUAAUUGCUGUGGAUAUAUCAUUAGGUCAAAAUUAUGACGAUGUGAGAGACUUAUUAGUGGACUUUAAAAACCUAAAUAGCUCUACCCACAAUUUCCCAAUUUUUAUGAAUACAAAUGAUAUGUUACCAGUUGUACUAUUAUGUUAUGAUGAUCAAUUCAUUGAACAAUUUGAAACAUGCCAGGCCUUAACAAAGAAAAUAAAGAAACAAUUAUUUGUUGAAUGUAUUUCUCUCCCGUUAUGGAAGGAUUCAUAUCCAUCAGAUCCACAAGUGCAUCUGCAUCAACCUGUCAUGUCUUCUCUAGAGGAAAUGAUAUAUUUCUUAAAUCAACCAAAGGAGGUAACUCUACCGUACGAAUUAAUUCAAUCAAUCUACAAUAUACUAGAUAGUCUCGUUUACAAUUUAAUGAUUCCCUUUAUGAAGAGAAAGAUAGCUUUUUGGGAUGAAACAAUAUUGCAACCAAGAAAAUCAUUAUUUCAUGGUGCAAAAUUCUUAAAAAAAUUUAUGACAAAGACAGCACUCACACAUCAAGAAAAUCUCCUCACAAAGGAUGCUCAAGGAAAUGAAUAUUUUACUUCUGCAUCCUCAGAAUUUUUAAUGAGGAAAUUGGCAGAUUGGUCCAUGAUGUUAUCUGAUUUUAAAACCGCAUAUGCCACAUAUGAGUCCUUAACACAUGAUUUGGAAUCAUUCCCCAAAUACUCAGCAUCAUGCUUGGAGUGGUGUGCAGUGUCAUUAUUAAUGGGAGCACAAAAUAUUGUAACAGUAAAGAUGCUUAAGAAUGAUAUAAACCCAUUGAUUGAAAAAGCCUUAUCAACUUAUGAAAAUUGUGCUACCGUACUUCCUGAAACAGAUAAAAGGAACACAGAUGAGUUAAUUGUGGUACCUGUGAGGUCUUAUGAAACUAGAUGUAUGAUUUUAGCGUCUGAAUUGUUCCUUUCUCUAAGUGAUACAUGGACUAGUACUCCAUAUGCAAUCAGCUAUUUAGAAACCAUACUUGUUGAAUGUAAAUUGGGAGCAUGCUCUCAAAUCAUGAUUUGGGAAAGACUAAGCGAUUGUUACGAAUUAAGAGUUGACCCAAGGAUAAAACACAAAGCAGCUGGGACCAUAGCAAACACCUCUUCACCGAAAAAAAGUUCUGAAUCAGAUAUGCAGGGACACGUAAUGACCCCAUCACCAUUAACAAAGGAAGACGUUAGUAAUGAUGCUAAUAAUGACACUGAUCAGGACAUUGUGUCAAAAGGAUUUACGAGAAAGAGAAAGGCUGCUUUCUUCAGGUUGAUGGCUGCAAAAAAAUGGGCAGAACAAAAGAGAUGGAGACAAGUAUCAUGGUGUUUACAGAGUAUAGAUGACACCUACUCAAAAAUUGGUUUGGCUGAUCGUGAUGAUCUCAUACUAAAGAAAAUACAGAAUAAACUGAAAACUGCUGAAACAGAAACGAUUGAUGCCGGUGCCGAAAAGAAUGCUGAGGUCAGUCAUCAUGAAGUGGAUUCUCCAAAUUGA